This is a messenger RNA of Exophiala oligosperma, 1842 nucleotides long. RefSeq lists its product as uncharacterized. Lineage: Eukaryota; Fungi; Ascomycota; Eurotiomycetes; Chaetothyriales; Herpotrichiellaceae. The coding region runs from base 1 to 1836 and encodes 611 amino acids. Gene Ontology annotation, biological process: transmembrane transport. The transcript is spliced from 4 exons. The record is from RefSeq and is a predicted model, not a curated record. Gene Ontology annotation, molecular function: transmembrane transporter activity.
AUGGACGCGGUUACAGAGGCCCACAACAAGCCAAGUGUGGCUGGAAAUGUUGCUGAGAGUGCUCGGCCUGCUCAACUCGACCAUGAUGAUGACUUGGAGAUGGCAAAGUCAACGGUGAUUGUCACCGAUUCCACCGUAACCAGUGGCACGGCUCGGGCAGAGGCAAUGCAACUUGUCUGGGGUAAGAACGGAAGGUUAAUAGUAUGGCUCGGUAUCUGCAUUAUGCUGAUAGUCUAUCAAUUCGACCACGCCCUGCUCUACAAUUAUCGCAACUACGCGACUUCCGAGUUCAACGAUGUCGCCGGUCUGAGUACGCUGGCGGUGGCCGGUAACAUCGUCUUCGCCGUCGCCAAACCACCCAUUGCUAAGAUCUCCAACGUCGUGGGUCGUGCAGAAGCAUAUUCAUUCUGCAUCGGAAACUACCUACUAGGAUACAUCCUCUGCGCCAGUGCGAACAGCUUCGGAGUCUAUGCUGGAGGAUUCAUCUUCGCAAACCUAGGCAUGACGGGAGCCAACAUACUCAACGAUAUUAUCAUCGCCGACAUCACCAGCAUGAGGUCAAGGGCUUUUGCUAUCGGUAUCAGCUUCUUCCCAUUCUUGAUCACGCCUUGGGUAUCUGGGUUCAUCGUCCAAGACGUCGUCGGACCAGGUGGCAUUGGCUGGAGAUGGGGAAUCGGCAUGUUUGCGAUCAUCAUGCCAUUCUCUGCAGCUGCAUUGAUAGCACCAUUGCUGUACUACCAGCGCAGGGCUAAGAAGUUGAGUGUCGUUCUGACCCGAACUAUCACAAUACGCGACUUCUGCUCCCAAAUUGACCUGGGCGGAACUUUUCUGCUGACUGCCGGAUUCGCCAUGUUCUUGAUCCCAUUCAGCCUCGCUGGCUUGACACCCAGCAGGUGGAAUACCAGCUAUAUUAUCGCCCUGAUUGUCAUUGGCGCCGUCACUCUUGUUGGAUUGGUGGUAUACGAGAUCUACGUCGCCGCGCAUCCGAUUCUCCCCGCUCGAUAUUUCCGCAACCUUUCCAUUGUCAUCUGCUGUUCCCUCGGGUUUCUUGAUACGCUAGGCUUUGAGGCGACUCAUACCUACUUGUACCCCUGGGCCACAAUCGUUCACAACAUGGGCCCACGGGACGCGACCUUCUUGAACUAUACCAACGGCGUCUGGCAGUGCCUUGUCGGUAUUGUCGCCGGAGCGAUAAUGUACAAGACCAGACGCUACAAGUGGCUCAUGGUGGUUGGCACGGCGAUCAAGUUGCUCGGGUUUGGCUUGAUGAUACGGUUGAGAGGUGCUAACAAUUCCUUGGCCGAGUUGUUGAUCGUUCAAUCAAUACAAGGAUGGGGCUCGGGGAUAAUCGAGAUAGCCAUCAUCGUCGGAGCCCAGGUUGUUGUUCCUCAUGCCGAAAUGGCACAGGUUACUGCGCUUGUCUUGCUAUGCGUCUUUGUCGGAGCAGCCAUAGGCGAUUCUGUUGCCGGAGGAAUAUACAGCGACUCGUUCAAAAGCGCUCUGCGACAUCAUCUUGGAUCCGGGGCGUCAGACACGGUCGUCGACGCCGUGUUCCAGUCCAUCACCAGCACCGACAUACCUGCAGAGGGAACCCCACAGCGCAAGGCCGUGGAUCUUGCGUACUCGGAUGUGAUGCGCAACAUCACCUACGUGGCCGUGGGCACUUCGGCACUUUGUCUCUUGAUAUCUUUCUACCUGCCUGAUCUGCUGCUCAAAGAUGGUCAGAGUCUGGUACCCGGUGGUGAUGUCAGCAGGACUUCUGGACACGACGACGCUGGGGACGGAAACACUGAUGAAGCAGCCACAGGUGUUGAGAUGGAGACUGGCAAGAUCUGAACGAGG